AUGCAACUUCUGCAAAGCAUUGCGCGGGCCGCCGCCUUCCUGGGUCUCGCUCGGAGGCAGUUCGAGGCAGACUCGUCCGUGUUCGAGGACUUGGAAACGGGCUUGACCUUUGCCAGCUACACCAGCGACCGCGGCAUUACCUUCCGUGUCGCCAUCCCCGACCCGGUCCCCGAGAAAAAGGUCUUCGACACAGUCCUGCAAAUCGUGUCGCCUAAUGAUGUCGGCUGGGCUGGCUGGGCCUGGGGCGGCCACAUGACAUACAACCCGCUCGCCGUUGCCUGGGCCAACGAGACCAACAGCGUCGUGCUCUCGUCGAGGAUUGCCUACGGCUACUUCAGCCCGCCCGAGUAUCCGGACUCGACGUACACGAUCCUCGAAACAGGCACGCACCUCAACGCCACACACUGGCAGGUCACGGCCAAGUGCACCGGCUGCUCGAGAUGGGGCGACGACGACAUGGGUUACACCGAGCUCGACCCGCAGUACCACACCACCAUGGCCUUUGCCUAUUCCGACACGCCCGUGGACGCCCCGGGCGACGAGACAACCACAUUCGGCAUUCAUACUAGUUUGGGGCAUCCAAUAUACGACCUGGCUACCGCUAAGAAUUCUGAUUUUGCUGCCAAGGUGGGGAAGCUCUAA
Molecule: messenger RNA, 642 nt
Organism: Parathielavia appendiculata
Lineage: Eukaryota; Fungi; Ascomycota; Sordariomycetes; Sordariales; Chaetomiaceae
Product: iron reductase domain protein
Exons: 3
Coding region: 1-642 (213 amino acids)
Source: RefSeq, a predicted model, not a curated record